This is a messenger RNA of Colletotrichum spaethianum, 1428 nucleotides long. Its product is annotated as putative MFS-type transporter. Lineage: Eukaryota; Fungi; Ascomycota; Sordariomycetes; Glomerellales; Glomerellaceae. The record is from RefSeq and is a predicted model, not a curated record. Gene Ontology annotation, biological process: transmembrane transport. Gene Ontology annotation, molecular function: transmembrane transporter activity. Bases 1 to 1428 code for a protein of 475 amino acids. The transcript is spliced from 2 exons.
AUGGGUCAAGUCAUGAGCGCCUCCGUUCCGCCCAUGUUGGGAUCCAUCAUGCAAGAUUUGCACGUUGGUGCUACCGAAGCAUCCCAACUGGCCAGUUGGGCCGUUCUCGCUCUUGGUUUCGGUAAUGUAUGGUCUGUGCCCAUGGUUGCUCAUAUCGGUGGCAGGUACACCAUGCUCUUCGGACUUUCAAUCUUUACGGCUUCUUUCUUCUGGCAGGCUGGCGCGCAGACUUACGAGUCUCUCCUUGCUGCCCGCGUCGUGGGCGGCCUGGGAGGCGGUGUAGUCGAGUCGAUGGGUCCCAUGAUCGUCGUCAUGCUGUUCCCACAGGAAUUCAUUGGCCGUGCAAUGAGCGUUUACACCAUGGCACUCGGCGCUGGCUCCGUCUUCGGCCCCCUUUUUGCCGGCUACAUGAUUGAGGGACUCGGCAACUGGCGAUACCCUCAGUAUCUGUUCGGCGCCAUGUCGGCCAUAAAUAUCGUCGGCUGCCUCGUCAUGUUUCCCGAGCCGGUCAGCAAUAUACGCAUCGCCGGUGAGCCGAGCCUGGCAGACGUAUCUGGCGGCAGGCCCGAUACCAAUGAGCUGGAGAUGGUUGGCUCCAAAGAUGUCAUUUACAGCGAGCAGCAAGAAUUCCCCGCAACACCCACGGGAGUGAAGAUUCUUCUGACCUCCUGGACGAAUCUUUGGGCACGCCGAUCGUUUUUCGUCCGCUUCUCACACCACCAUCCAACCGCUGGUUGGUUGGUAAUGCUCCUCUCGCCGUACCGACUCCUCGCUAUGCCUGCUGUUAUAGUCACCGUUCUAAGCUUUGGUGUUUCUAUCUCGUCGACCAUCGCCAUCUCCGUCCUUGUCUCCCUGACGUUCGCGCAGCCCCCGCUGUUGUGGUCCACCGGUCUUAUCGGCUUGUUCAACCUCAGCGUCCUCGUUGGCCUCUGCGCCGGCACCCUUAUCGGCGGCAUGUUGGCCGACAAAAUGGUGCUUCGGUUCAGCAGACGCAACGGAUACCACAAGCCCGAAGCGGCGUUGCCGCUCAUGGUGCCCUUGGCCAUCUCCCCGCCUCUUUCCAUCGCCUGGGUUGGUUACGGGCUUGCGAACCAGUGGCACUGGGCCAUCAUUGGCGUGCUCUGGGCCCUCGUCAACGUCAACCUCACGGGCGGCUGUACCAUUCUAAUCUCGUAUGCGACCAACAUUUACCCGGAGAAGGCCAUCGAUAUUGGCGUCGUCGUCAACGUUGUCAAGGCUGCCAUAGCCGCCGGUAUCUCUUUUGGCACCGUUGAUUGGUGGACUAUUGACGGCUGGUACAUGUUCCUUGCGCUGGCUAUGAUCAUGUUGUCCAUCUUUCUCGGCGUGAUACCUCUGUGGCUCUACGGCCCUAAGAUCACGAGUAAGACGAGGUCGUGGAGUUGGUAUCAGGUGUAUAACGUGAACUAA